Messenger RNA from Penicillium brasilianum, 1968 nucleotides. NCBI's taxonomy places the organism in Eukaryota, Fungi, Ascomycota, Eurotiomycetes, Eurotiales, Aspergillaceae. The record is from the annotation of a GenBank genome assembly.
CUCCUGGUCAGCAAAAGUACACCAGUCAUACCAUGGCUGGCAAUGACGUCACCUCCCCGGAUACUCGGAUGGCCUCCAGGUUUUCCUACAAAACGACCGACACGUGGAGUUUGCUAACCUAAAUGGGCCCAAGUAGUAAUAAUAGCGACGCUUUGGAUGUCUUUGAUUCGUCCACGGCCGUCACCAUGAUGCAACCAGCAGCAAAGCCCUAAGCCUUUAAAUAGAUCGAUCUCCUGCCAAGAAGAUUUUCCAUAGCCAAGCUUUCGUCGUUCCGUCAACUUCACCUCUUUCGAUAGCUUGACAGAAGAUCGGAGCCAUUAUACCUGUCCAAAAUCACUGCAUUUUAUCACACUAUUCACAAUGCCCUCGAAGAAUGAUGCUCAUCAUCUGCAUAAGGUUGGCCAGUGGAUGCCAGCAGAUCAUGCCGCUCAUCGGGAGUGGCUCGGAGGAGUAAUUCAAAAGGUCGACCAGAGCGACAAAUCCCUCCAUCCGGUGCUUGAAGAAUUCAAGCAGUUGAUUGAGAGCAACACGAGGGUGUACAUGCUCCUAACCGGCAUGUUUAGAGAAGUCCCGCACAAGAAACCAUACAGCAAAGAUCCUACUGGUACCGCACAGAUCCGUGACUAUGACCAUUUUCUACGAGUUCUUAAUCAUCUCCUCACCUCGGCUCCGUCAUGGACCGACAAAGCCCAUAGAGUCGGACUGGUCGGGCUACCCAUCAAUGCCGUUCUCGACUGGGCUAUGGGGACUCCCAGUGGAUAUGCCGCAUUCUUGGACCCGGAAAUCAAUGCCAUGCUAAAGAAAGUUCUCAAUGCGUGGGGAGAAUUCUUGCGGUCUCCCGCUUCAGCCGAAGUUUUGAACAACACCUCUCAUGGCUGGUUCGGCGAGACGGGCCACCGCGACCUAACACUCGCAGCAAGAGUUGGUCCCAGCGCGGCAGAGAAUUUGCAAUUCCAGGACAUGUUCCAGUGCGACGCUUCUGCACCGAGCUUUGGCUUCAAAUCCUGGGACGAUUUCUUCACGAGACAAUUUUCCGAAGGAAUGCGCCCGGUUGCCGAGCCUGACAAUGGUCGCGUGAUUGCCAACGCAUGUGAGUCCAAGCCAUACCGACUGGCUCACAAUGUCCGCGCCCGUGACCAUUUCUGGAUUAAGAGCCAACCGUAUUCUGUGCUUGACAUGUUGGGUCAUGAUGAGCUUGCCUCGCAAUUCGUUGGUGGAACGGUCUACCAGGCAUUCUUGAGCGCGCUCAGCUACCACCGUUGGCAUGCGCCCGUCGCCGGAAAGGUCGUGAAGGCCUAUGUCAUCGAUGGCACUUACUAUUCUGAACCGCUCUUUGAGGGUGUUGGUAAUCCGCAUGCUCAGACCGCAAAAAUCGAUAUGGAGGGACAGGUCAUCUCACAGUCGUACAUUACCGCAACCGCCACCCGUGCUCUUAUCUUCAUCGAGGCUGAUGAGCCUUCGAUUGGAUUGAUGGCUUUUAUCGGCGUGGGAAUGGCAGAGGUCUCUACUUGUGAGAUCACGGUCAAUGAAGGUGAUCACCUCAAGAAGGGUGAUGAAAUUGGCAUGUUCCACUUUGGUGGAUCUACUCAUUGUUUGCUGUUCCGGAAGGGUGUCAACGUGUCCGGGUUCCCAGAGCCAGGAAGAGAGGAGAACGUACCUGUUCGGAGUCACUUGGCUACGGUGUCUUGAUAGAGAGAAGAUCUUUGGUCUUGACGGAUAACGCAAGCAAUGAAUCCCCAUAUUGCUGACAGCCUGAUUGAAAAUCAGACACAUAUAUGUAAAUAUAUCCGGUAUCUAGGGGCUUCGCAUAGAGGUGGGAGCAAAUAGGAGCUUACAGCACGUGCUAUGAGAGCUGGAACGGGCUACAACAGUACUCCGUAAGUGUUUAUGUACCGAAGGAAGGUUGUAAUCAAACUUCUUGAGUGAAUCGCUCAGAUUCGGUGGAAUAUGCGUGCUUGCAUUUUAUCC